GCCAGUUCUCUCUUCUAGACUUGCCAGAAGCGACAGAGGACUAGAGAUGAAGAUCUUUUUAUUAUUCACCUUUUCCACGUUUUUCUUGUCUGCUUUUGAACAAGCAGCCGCAUCUGCUCACUAUGACAAGAUUUUAACUCAUAGUCGAAUAAGGGCACGCGACCAAGGCCCAAAUGUCUGUGCCCUUCAGCAAGUUAUGGGAACCAAAAAGAAAUACUUCAGCACCUGCAGAAACUGGUACCAGGGAUCCAUCUGUGGAAAGAAAGCAACUGUCUUAUAUGAGUGCUGUCCUGGCUACAUGAAGAUGGAUGGUAUGAGAGGAUGUCCUGCAGUUGCUCCUAUUGAUCAUGUAUAUGGCACUCUUGGUAUUGUGGGAGCUACCUCCACUCAGCAGUAUUCUGACAUGUCAAAGCUGAGAGAAGAGAUUGAGGGAAGAGGUUCAUUCACUUUCUUUGCACCAAGUAAUGAAGCCUGGGAGCAAUUAAGUUCGGAAAUUCACAGGAAUUUAAUUGACAAUGUAAAUAUUGAACUAUAUAAUGCUCUCCACCACCACAUGGUAAACAAGCGCAUGUUGACAAAAGAUCUUAAGAAUGGCAUGACACUGGUGUCCAUGUAUAAUGGCCAGAAAUUGCUUAUUAACCAUUAUCCUAAUGGGGUUGUUACUGUUAACUGUGCAAGGAUAAUCCAUGGCAACCAGAUUGCUACCAAUGGUGUUGUUCAUGUAAUUGACCGUGUCCUAACUGCUGUUGGAAAUACCAUUCAAGAUUUCAUUGAAGUUGAGGAUGACCUUUCAUCUCUCAGAGCUGCUGCCAUCACGUCAGACGUCUUAGAUACUCUUGGAAGGCCUGGUUAUUACACACUCUUUGCUCCUACUAAUGAAGCUUUUGAGCGUCUUCCAAGAGGAAUCUUAGAAAGAAUCAUGGGUGACAAGGUAGCUUCUGAAGCUCUUGUGAAGUUCCAUAUUUUAAAUACUCUUCAGUGCUCUGAAGCGAUCAUGGGUGGAGCUGUCUAUGAAACUUUGGAAGGAAACACACUUGAAGUUGGCUGUGAUGGUGAAACUCUUACUGUGAAUGGAGUAAAGAUGGUGAAACGCAAAGAUAUUGUGACGAGCAAUGGUGUUAUCCACCUCAUUGAUAGAGUGCUAAUUCCUGAUUCUGCCAAGCAAGUCAUUGAGCUUGGAGGUGCCCAGCAGACUACUUUUACAGACCUGGUGACACAGCUAGGACUAGCAUCUUCUCUAAGACCAGAAGGCCAAUACACUCUCCUGGUACCACAGAAUCGUGCUUUCUCAGAUGACACUUUACAGAUGGAUCAACGGCUUCUUAAAACAAUCCUGCAGAAUCACAUUAUAAAAGUGAAAAUUGGGCUCAAUGAACUAUACAAUGGACAAGAGCUGGAGACAAUCGGUGGAAAACUGCUAAGAGUCUUUGUGUAUCGCACUGCUGUAUGUGUUGAAAAUUCAUGCAUGGUCAGAGGAAGUAAAGAAGGAAGGAAUGGUUUUAUUCACGUCUUCAGACAAAUCAUCAAGCCAGCAGAAAAAUCUUUGCAUGAAAUGCUGAGAAAUGAUAAGCGUUUUAGUGUUUUCCUCAGUCUGGUGAAAGCUGCAGAUUUAGAUGAUGUUCUGUCACGGCCUGGAGCAUGGACUCUGUUUGUUCCAACUAAUGAUGCUUUUAAAGGUUUGACCGAUGACGAUAAGGCUGUACUGAUAAGAGACAAAAAUGCUCUCAGGAACAUUCUUCUUUACCACCUGACACAAGGAGUUUUCAUUGGAAGUGGCUUUGAGCCUGGUGUGACAAACAUCCUUAAAACUAUCCAAGGAGGAAAACUGUACUUGAAAACAGUGAAUGAUACUCUUCUAGUUAAUGACCUGAAGUCAAGAGAACCUGAUCUCAUGGCAACCAAUGGUGUAAUUCAUGUUAUUGAUAAACUCCUAUAUCCAGCAGAUCUGCCUGUUGGAAACGAUCAGUUGCUCACAAUCCUGAAGAAGCUGAUCAAGUAUAUUCAAAUCAAGUUUGUUCGUGACAGUACCUUCAAAGAGAUUCCACUGACGUUUUACAAAAUUAACAUAAUUGAAAGCAACGUACAGCCUAUCAUCAGAAAGGAAGACCCAUCUAUUACACAGCUCACUAAAAUAAUUGAAGGAGAACCUGAGUUCAAAAUAGUCAGGGAGGGGGAGACAAUAACUAAAGUGAUUCAUGGAGAACCAAUUAUUAAAACGUACACCAAAAUCAUUGAUGGGCGACCUGUGGAAGUGACAGAGAAAAAAGUAACAGAAGAAAGAAUUAUUCAAGGUCCAGAAAUAAAAUAUACCAGAAUUACUGCAGGUGGUACGGACAAUGAAGAAAAUUUAAAGAGAUUGCUUGAGGAAGAGGUUACCAAGGUGACCAAAUUUAUUGAAGGUGAUGCUCAUUUACUUGAAGAUGAAGAAAUCAAAAGACUUCUGCAGGGAGCUGGAACUGAGUACACCAAGGUUACUAAAGUAAUUGAGGGAGAACCACAGAUUAUCGAGAGAGAAAUCAAGAAAGUCCAUUUGGAAGAAGCACCUGUACGGAAAGUACAAGCAAACAAGAGGACACAAGGGGGAUCAGCAAGAAGGAGGACAAGACUAGCUUAUUCUUAAAAGCUUUUCAAGAUAGAAUCCACAGAAUUACAAGAAAACAGCGUGGUCUUUGAGAGAGAGAGAAAAUGUGGGGUUUUUUUUGUUUGUUUUUUGUUUUUUUUUAAGAAAAAAAAGAAAAGAAUAUUAGAAAAAAAUGUGUUUUGUAUAACAAUGUAAACUGAACCAUGAAUCCACAAAAAGAUGUGAAAAUGCAGAUGAUUACUAAUGGCAUAAUGCUCACUAGGGGUAUUCCAUUGGAGGUGCUAUAAAUGCUCUUAACAGUAAGCAUUAUGCAAGGAGGAAUCCUGGAACUGCUGAAGGCGCAAGGAAAACUUCCUCCAGCUUCUGUAGGAUCAGGAUUCCCUCUUAAAUUGGUUAGUAAAUGUUUGCAGGAUUGGAUUCAAAAACAGCAGGGAACAAUGCAGAAUGUAUAUUUUUAAUUAUUUUUAUUUCCACUAAAUAAGAAAUAUAAAUGAAAUCAGAUCAUUUCUAGAGAAAAAAAUCACCUCAGGUGACUUUUAGAAUGAGUAUUGUAAGGAAAUAUGAGUGUUAACGUAGCACUUUUGUUUCAGUAGAAUUGUAUGUCCUUUCUAAGUCAGAUUUCGUCAUGCUUUUAAUGUCAUAGUGAAAUGGAUAACAUUACCUUUUCUAAACAAAGAAAUAAGCCUUAUAUUCAGUGUAUCUCUUUUUGUUCUACAUUGCAUAUCCAAAUGUCAUAUGGUAAAUGUGGCUAAUGAAAGCUCUUAGUAAGGGGAAAAAAAUGUUAUGAUCUUCCUAAAAUGUAUUUGAGACCACAUUGAACUUUAUUUAUAUGAAAAAUCAUUCCCGCUAAAGGUAUGCUGUACCAGCACACAUAUUGAGAUUCUGAAGCGUUUUCCCAGUUUUCCCUAAAUAUGUCUUUUGGUUGUUAAAUGGAUAAAUAAACUGCAUGCAAACAAUUAACUCUGCAUGAAAAAUGGUGUCACAAAGACAAGAUUAGGUCUAAAAACUUUUAUAUCAAAUCAUGCCUUGCUGAUGUCUCGUCCUAAUGUGGAGUUGUCUGUAAAUUAUAUCAUUUCCCUAACUCUAAUUUUGUACUCAUAAAAAUUGUUUACUUUGUUAAUGAAAGUUGGAAAACAAUUACUCAUGGAGUAAGAAAAAACAUCUUCAGAGUGCCUUAAUUCUGCAAACCAAAGUUUAAGAGGAAACAUCUGAUGUGCUUUUAUAUUUCUGUCUUGAAAGAAAUACUCAAUAAAGAAUUUGGCUAAA
Messenger RNA from Gallus gallus (chicken), 3847 nucleotides. It is a transcript of the gene POSTN, whose product is annotated as periostin. The record is from RefSeq and is a predicted model, not a curated record. Gene Ontology annotation, biological process: cell adhesion; extracellular matrix organization. Gene Ontology annotation, cellular component: extracellular matrix. Gene Ontology annotation, molecular function: cell adhesion molecule binding. The coding region runs from base 47 to 2620 and encodes 857 amino acids. The transcript is spliced from 24 exons. Lineage: Eukaryota; Metazoa; Chordata; Aves; Galliformes; Phasianidae.